This is a messenger RNA of Gaeumannomyces tritici R3-111a-1, 279 nucleotides long. RefSeq lists its product as hypothetical. The coding region runs from base 1 to 279 and encodes 92 amino acids. The record is from RefSeq and is a predicted model, not a curated record. Lineage: Eukaryota; Fungi; Ascomycota; Sordariomycetes; Magnaporthales; Magnaporthaceae. The transcript has 2 exons.
AUGGAGUUCCUGGCAAGCCAGAACUCGAUCCCCAGGCCCAAGGGCUCGCUGAUACUCCCCGACCUCGGCAGGAUGCAAUGGUGGAAUCACGGGAGCUUCCUUCCUGCGUCCCGCUUCAUCGUCAGGGAUCCGAGAAAGGUGGAGCAGCAGACGGCCAACGACUACCGGGAAUCGCGUGUCAUUCACGAGCUGCCGCGCCGGGAGGUGCUCCUAGAGCGACUCGGGCGCGCAGCUCAAUCCGGCGGUGGCUUCCUGAUCUGGCAGGUCGCCAGGGGCUAG